Messenger RNA from Nicrophorus vespilloides, 2542 nucleotides. RefSeq names its product protein bunched, class 1/class 3/D/E isoforms-like. NCBI's taxonomy places the organism in Eukaryota, Metazoa, Arthropoda, Insecta, Coleoptera, Silphidae. The coding region runs from base 223 to 657 and encodes 144 amino acids. The record is from RefSeq and is a predicted model, not a curated record. The transcript is spliced from 3 exons. Gene Ontology annotation, biological process: regulation of transcription by RNA polymerase II.
CACCAGACUAGCGCUCGAAAUUUAUUCGCCACUAAGUCUGCUUAGUGUUGAGUAGUGUCCGCGGCUAAGUCUAACCAAGUGCAUCCUCUCGCGUCUACUACUACGACAACUACCAGUCGAAGACCUGCGGCUUCAGCUUGCAACCCAACCAACAUUUACAAACCCGAAGACCAGUGCCUACCACGAGUAGCAAAAGCUUCCAAUAUUCAGCAACAGCAAAACAUGAAAAUGGAAGUUCUUAAAGUUGAUUACAACACCAAAGGAUACAGCAAUUACGUCUCCGCCGACUACAUUAAGGAGACCAUCCGCAAGCACCUGGAAAGGUUCCUACCCAAUGUCACUAGCUGCACGAGCGCAGUAAUUGAUACAAAAAUCGAACAAGCGAUGGAUUUGGUGAAGAACCAUCUGAUGUACACGAUGCGCAACGAGGUGGAGGUGCUGAAGGAUCGCAUCGUCGAGCUGCUGGAGAGAAUCGAGCAACUCGAGAUGGAGAACGACUUCUUGAAGUCAAACGCCACGCCAGAGGUGCUUCGCGCUUUAAGUAACAGCACCGCCACCACCAAAUAUAAGAAGAUCGAAUAUGAGAGUGACAUGAAGAAGGAAGAUAUGGAGGUUGCCGCCAUCAUUGGUAACGCACAGCAUCAGUACACCAUCUAGGAUGGAGGAGGAUGCGACAAGAUCGGCGAUAGGAAGACGUGACGAUGAGAAACUAAAACCCUAUUAUUUCUUUUUGUAUAUUCAAUCAAGCAACAAGUUAAAAACAAAAACUACAACCGUUCUAAUCAAACAAGCAACAAAAUUUUGAUCGAUUGGGUAAAACAUUAUUUUUGUUUCGGGUGGGGUGCGCGCCACCCCCUCAAGGAGAUAUCAAAGUGAUCAAGCCUUUCAAGGUUAACACCAAAAACCGACGUGUUUUUUCUUCGGUAAUACUUCGUAAUAAAGAAAAUAAAGUAAAGAAAUCAUUCAGGGAAUACCGCCGGGGUACGGGCCUUGCGAGGCCUGACCUCAGCAAAACAAGCUUCUCGUAUUUUAGCUGUUUAGAAAUGCUUCUAAAUACCAAAAAAUAUAUAUAUAUAUAUUAAUAUAUGAAAAAAAUGUUAUAUUUAUAUAUUUUACAUUGAUUUGUUCACUGGAUAUUUAUACACAAGUUAGAAACCAAAUGACGUGACAAAUUAAUGUUAAUCGAAACCGGUGGAUCUUCGGAUCCGCAGCAGCCCUCGAAGUUGAUGUGCAUGCAUCCAUCCUCCCAGGUGCGGCGAACGGUGCAGGGCGGGAAAUCAAUAUAUUUAUGUAUGCAUUGGGAUAGGUCUUUGGGGGGGAAACGAAUAUACCUUGGGAAAACCACCCUCUAGGACCCACCCCGAAUGCUUUUAUUCUCUAAUUGAAGACAGAGGCUUUUCCUUCGGCCCUGUACCGUUACCCAUCGACCUCCAUCUCUUCCCUUGUAAAAAAAAUAACAAAUUAACGAAUAUCAGCUAGGUAUGUGCGAGUUGUGAGUGAAUGAACGAGAUUGUCGCGUGUGAUAGUUUGUUUGACAUAGAACCUCUUCUUUUUGCCCACGCAGCAAAAUCCAUUAUUUUUUUUAUCUUUGAUUCCACUCCGUUUCGAAAUACUGUCGGCUAUAUAAUUGAAAAUAAACGAAAAAAUGAACACACAAACAAAAGCCAAGAGAAGCGGGACAUGUUGAAGCAAAAAUUGACGGAAAGAGAGAAAUGUUUGGUGCUAUUGGUAUGUGAUUGAGAUAUAUGAAAAAGCCACGAGGUUGUUAAGUUUUCCUAAUUAUUAUUAUUAUUUGUAUUUUUUUUUGUUAUAUCAAUUAUUUAAAAAAAAAACUUUUUGUUUCAUUUCAAGGCCAAUUCUCAUAUAGUCGACGAUAUUUUGUUAUUUAGUUUAUACCUAAAAAAAAAAUAAUAUAAUAAGUCUUGGAAAUACAUAAGUAUUUAUUUUUUGAAGUGUGAAAGCAAAUGCAACUAAAUUUUGUGGAUUCAAUAAAAAAAAUAUUCGAUCUGAUCGUCCAAGCAUUCUUUAGGCCUAGUCUUGCUUAGUUUAGUAAAUAAUGGCUGUGCUAAGUUAAUAAUAACACGAUACUAACUCAACGUAAACAAAAUAAUAAAUUUAAAAAAAAAUAUAUAUGAAAACAAGUAUACACACAAGUAUAUGUAUGAAGAUGAAGAAAAAACAUAGACAAGUGUGAUUUGCUAACGACAAAUUUCAAAUAGAAAAUUACGAGAUGGAAAUGACCAUCUCGUUUUCGAAGCAAAGAUGUGAGAAAAUAUUAAGAAAAUAACUAGAAAAAAAAAACAACAAAUUAUUUAUACUACUAACACUUUUAGAGCUAACGACAUAUGAAAGUAUAUAUUUAAAAAAAAAGUAAUAUUAAUAAGAAUAAUAAACUAUAUUGUGAUGUGUUUCAUUAAUUUGUAAUAAUAAUAAAUAUUAAUUUAUUGGUAGGAAAACCUUGAGGCGAGAGAGGAAACAAAUAAUAAUGUUAUGAGAUGCGAGGAAGGAAUGGAGAUGAUAUUUUGAACAAUAAAACGGAGAG